This is a messenger RNA of Daphnia pulex (common water flea), 936 nucleotides long. RefSeq lists its product as uncharacterized. The record is from RefSeq and is a predicted model, not a curated record. The transcript is spliced from 7 exons. NCBI's taxonomy places the organism in Eukaryota, Metazoa, Arthropoda, Branchiopoda, Diplostraca, Daphniidae. Bases 83 to 913 code for a protein of 276 amino acids.
CACUCUUUUGACAGCAGACGUUUUCGAGGUUCAAUUCAAUGUUUACAUUAUUCAUUCUUGGGCACUUGGGUAAAAUUCAAUCAUGGAGCGAUUCCGUCAACUUUUCAAACACUCUGCGUGUAAUAUUAUUGGUAUGAUUCAUCUUCGAGCACUGCCAGGUACUCCAAAAUCUACUUUAAACAUCGAAGCUAUCAGUGAAAUCGCCUGUAAAGAAGCCGAGCUUUAUUUACGACACAACUUGGAUGGAGUCAUAAUAGAAAACAUGCAUGACAUUCCAUACAUCAAAGGCCCUGUUGGCCCUGAAAUUAUUGCUGCCAUGACUAGAAUUUGCUCAGAUGUCAAACACAUCCUGCCAAAUAUUCCAUGUGGCCUUCAGGUAUUAGCUGCUGGAAACAAGGAAGCAGUAGCUAUUGGCCAUGCCUCUGGUUUUGAUUUUAUUCGCUGUGAAGGAUUUGUUUUUGGUCAUGUUGCUGAUGAAGGCUACAUAGAUUCCUGUGCAGGACAACUACUAAGGUUCAGAAAACAGAUUGGUGCUGAUAAAAUCCAAAUUUACUGUGAUAUUAAGAAGAAACACAGUUCGCAUGCUAUUACUAACGACGUUUCAUUAGCGGAAACUGCUAAAGCUGCCGAAUUUUUCAUGGCUGAUGGAGUUAUCGUGACUGGUCAAGCAACUGGUGAUCCAGCCCUCCCUUCCGAUUUUAAGGAAGUAGCCAACAGCGUCGAAAUACCCAUCAUGGCAGGAUCCGGGGUAACAUCUUCCAACUUGUCUACUUAUGCAGGAGCUCACGCCCUAAUUAUUGGCUCUGAUUUUAAACGCCAUGGAAGAUGGGACCAUGAUAUAGACGUCAACCGGGUACAGCAAUUAAUGGAAACUGUUGACAGGAUUCGGGACAAGCAAUUUAAAUUUAAUUAACCGAAAUAGAUAAGUAAAACUAA